GGGGGGUGUUUGGUGCGGAAUCGGGGUGUAAGACGGCAGACCCCGCGCUUGGCACAGCGGGAGUCGGUGCGCGCGAAGCCAAGAGACCGUUGGCGGUUUCAGUUCAAACGGGCAGAAGGCGAAGGUUCCGAAUACGUUCGUGCCACCAACCGUCUGACCCUCCGACUUGGACCGGCCUGACUUCGAUCCGAGGCCGCUUGCCGUUCUGGUCACGGUAGCGUCGUCGACUCGGCAUCCUUCCAUCCACUGGCUGCUCGUCCCCUCCCGGGGCUGAGGUGGUGGGGAGUUUGCCGGCCGGUUGGGGUCAGUGGUCCAGGUGUAGGAAGGUGGAAGAGUUGAUAUCAUGGCUUCAGUGCGCAACAGCGAUGAUGGAUUUGUUCAGGUCUCAGCUUCUCGGGAAUCAAGCGAAUUUGUCAAUCAAGUGAAACAUAGUGACCUCUUAUCAACUCUGGCUUUCACUUCCCCAUUUGGAGGGGUCAGUCUCUUCUUGGGAAACACUCGACCGUUUGUGGGUCGUUGCUGCUAUAUCUGUGCACCCCAAAGCUGGGCUUUGCUUUUCCACAAUCACUUAGCCUUGCUGGGAUUUCGAAAUGCCAUCCUUGUUACAGAGACACAGACACGAUAUCGAGGAUGGCUGGCUCGACGCCUCUGCUAUUUCCUGUUUGUUGUUGGGCGCACAGUUUACCCAGAUGUCCCCUUUCUGGAACACAGAGUAAUCAACAAUGCCAGAGUUCAGCAAGUCACUAUGGAGAACUUAUGUAACAUAUGUGACCAGAAGUCACAUUAUAACAUGAGGAACGUGCUGGGCAUCUUCUACCAGAUCCAAGCUAUAAUCUCACCCCUUUUGCUCAGGUUGACUAGUUGGGUGCUGCUGAAAAUAUUUAACUGGGUUUUUGUGAAUCUACAAGUGCAUCGAGGGCAAAUUGAGAUGCUGCGAAAAGCAAGAGAGAAGUAUGCGGGUCCAUUUGUCUUUCUGCCUCUUCAUAAGUCUCGACUGGACUACCUACUGGUUACCUUUGUCCUUUUCUGCCACAGUAUCAGGGCUCCAUACUUUACUUGUGGGGAAGAUGUCCAGCUCCCACUUCUCAGGCCUCUGCUUCGGAAAUUGGGAGGAAUCUUCAUUCCACGUGAUAGUGGAGACCACUUGUUCCGGGUUGUUUUAAAUUCGUAUAUCGAGGAACUCUUGAAUGAACAGCAGAGUCUGGCGGUUUACCUGAAAGAUCCUGUUUCAUAUUCUGUGCGUUCAAGUCUGACAGGAUUUAUGUGGCUGGCUUGGGUGUUUGAUGCUUUUCAGAACCGUUUAAUACCAGAUGCAGUUUUGAUUCCUGUGGGUGUGUCUUAUGAUCGUAUCGUAGAUGAACACUACUUGGAGCAAAUGGGAACUGGAAAGACUAGUGUUUUUGGAGCCAUUCGUUGGGUGCUCAGAUUCCUCCAGAAGAGAUACGGCUGCAUCCGGGUGGAUUUUGGACAACCAGUUUCUCUGAAGGAUUACAUAGAGAAUGAAGGAAUUCAUUUGUGUACCUCUGCAAUUCCGCUUCAGAAGAUCUUACUGCCGUACGUGCUCGGAUACAGCACCGAUUCUGUGUACUGUGAGAAGUCUCAGGACUGGCUUCUGAACAAUGAUGAGUUGCCACAACUCAGCAAACAUCAUCAAGCACUGGUUGCUGAUCUGGGAAGACACAUGCUUUACACUGCUUCUUGUUGCUCGGCAGUUAUGUCGACCACCAUCAUGGCCUGCCUUCUGUUUCACAAGCAUCAACAGGGCAUACUGCUUAGCACAUUGGCAAAGGAUUUCUGUUGGUUAAUGAAUGAGGUUCUCGCACGACAUUUUGAUGUGGGAUUUUCAGGGAAGCUGCUAGAUAUUGUGCUGCAUGCCCUUUUCUUGCUGAGAGAAUGUGUAAUACUGAGGAGCUGUCCGCUGAACAAUCUAAUUGUGAUACCAAAAAUAAACAGGAAAGCUGUGGAGAAGCUUAGUUUUUACAGUAAUUCUAUUCUGCCUGUCUUUAUCGGUGAGGCCGUAGCUGCCUGCGCUUUAAAUUCAAUUUUAAGGGAAGUGGCUAAAAACAUGGUGGACUGGGACUCCAAUGCAGAGGUUGCAAUCAGCCAAGAGGAACUUAUCUGUAAAACUGUUCAGCUGUGUCACUUACUGACCACUGAGACACUGCUUCUACCACCCUGCCGAUCAGUGUACCAGUUUUCACAGGAAGCAGUGGACAAGCUGAUGUAUUGUGAGAUUCUUAUCAUGGAGGAGAAUGAGAACAAACAGCCAGCAUGUGACACGUGGCAGAAACAGUUUGGCAAGGAGCUAACAUGGAAGGUGAUGGAUGAUUUUGAUGACUCUGAGAGUGAUGCUGAUGAAACAGUCUGGAAGUGCUAUUUUAAGCUUGGCCAAACCCAGGAAAGCCACACAUUUUACCUUUUUCUCUGUAGUUUGUUGCAGCCUGUAUUGAAAGCAUAUGAGGCAGCAGCAGGUUUGCUCCACAAAUUGGACUUUCCAAUUGAAGAGUCACAGUGUGUGCUGAGGAUGUUUCAGCUUUUGCAUGCACAAGUAGAAGAACAGCAUGAAAGUGCAACAUUCAGCAUUGCCAACAGUGCUAUUAAGACCUUCAGGGAACUGGGGGUUUUCAAAGAGGAGCCAGGAACAAAGGGACCCUUACUGAAACUCAGUGAAACUUUUCAGGAACCUGAUAACUUACUGAAGCUCCAGUGGUACAUUCAACAAUUCUGCGAUUAAAAUUAAAAGAAAAAAACUGAUUGCGAUAUGCCAGAAAUUGGCAUUUGGGAGAGAGUGUGUGUUGAAGAGUAUGCUUUUUGACAAAGAGAAGGGGAUACAACACGACCGCUCAAGAUUUUCGUUUAACAUUAAGAUACACUCCACAUCUCAUUGGGAAGUAAAAAGUGAUGACGAAAUGACACAACUGUCUACCACCACUUCUGUUAAGUAUCACAUUACUUGAAAAAAUUCCAUUAUGCUCACCUACUAUACGCCUGUGCCUGUGACAGUCUUUGUUCUUCUCAAACAGCAGUUAAACUGGGAAUAUUUUUGUUGAGGCAUUAUAUUUUGAAGGGUCUAGGCCCGAAACGUCAGCUUUUGUGCUCCUGAGAUGCUGCUUGGCCUGCUGUGUUCAUCCAGCUUCACACUUUGUUAUCUUGGAUUCUCCAGCAUCUGCAGUUCCCAUUAUAACUGAUAUAUUUUUGACAACAUUGUCUUCACCUUUCUAAUUACAACCUUGACAUCGCUGUUUUGGGCAAUGGAUCCCCCGGUGGUACAUCUUGUUCUCAUUGGUGCCUGUAAUAGUAAAUUCUACAUAUUUCAAACUCUAGGCUUGUUUUGCAGCCUUUCAAUGCACAGACGUCAGACAGAGGAGAUAUAUUAGGCAGUUUGACACGUUGAGUCUGCUGUGCCAUUCAGUUACAACUGCUAUGUUUCUCAACCCCAUUCUCUUGCCUUUUCCCUGUAACCCCAAUCCUCUUAUUAAUUGAUAACCUAUCUACAGAACAGCAUGGUGACUCUG
Stegostoma tigrinum is the source of this 3515-nucleotide messenger RNA. RefSeq names its product glycerol-3-phosphate acyltransferase 1, mitochondrial-like. The transcript is spliced from 23 exons. The record is from RefSeq and is a predicted model, not a curated record. The coding region runs from base 344 to 2734 and encodes 796 amino acids. Gene Ontology annotation, cellular component: mitochondrial membrane. Lineage: Eukaryota; Metazoa; Chordata; Chondrichthyes; Orectolobiformes; Stegostomatidae.